Messenger RNA from Alternaria postmessia, 681 nucleotides. RefSeq lists its product as uncharacterized. Lineage: Eukaryota; Fungi; Ascomycota; Dothideomycetes; Pleosporales; Pleosporaceae. The transcript has a single exon. The record is from RefSeq and is a predicted model, not a curated record. Bases 1 to 681 code for a protein of 226 amino acids.
AUGCCCGACCCAAGAAUUGAGCACCUAGAAGACUUUACCGCACACGAAUGGUGCAAUGCUCUGAUCUUCGAUCCCUCGAUAACGCGCGUCCACAAACGUCACGUCUUCGGCAAGGGAGACGAAUGGAACUCUCUCUUCACCCGCAGUCUCUUCACCAACGAUGCCAUUCGUGCCUUCCUCAACUUGUACAAACCUGGCAAAGGGCAGAGAAGAGCAGUAGACCGGAACAGCAUAGUCACAGGCGAGCCACCGAAAUUCAGGAACGUUGCGCCGAGCGACUACGACAAGGAGUUACGCAGACGAACGGCAAAGGAGGAUGUACAACACGACCUUACAGACCCAGAAGCGCCUGAGAAUACCGUGUUAGUUUCUAUGGGUGGUGAGCUUGAUGGUGGUAUUGGGCGUCUUCACGGCGGCGUCACUGCAUCUUUGCUAGAUCAGGCUAUGGGCGCGCUGUUGAUGCACUACUACGAAAGUAGCAAUGCGACUACGGAGUUGAGAGUCAAGUACUUGAAGGCUGUCGAAACGCCUUGCAUACUGAAGGUCAGGGCGAGGAUAAGCAGAGAGGUGGGAAGGUGGAUAGAAACAGCAGGAUGGGUCGAAGAUGGAGAAGGUACCGUGUAUGCUGAAGGCUGGGGUAGUUUUGUGUUGGCCAAGCUUGAACCAUCGGCGAAGAUGUAG